Dendronephthya gigantea is the source of this 3089-nucleotide messenger RNA. RefSeq names its product tetraspanin-33-like. The transcript has a single exon. Lineage: Eukaryota; Metazoa; Cnidaria; Anthozoa; Malacalcyonacea; Nephtheidae. The record is from RefSeq and is a predicted model, not a curated record. Bases 1722 to 2600 code for a protein of 292 amino acids. Gene Ontology annotation, cellular component: membrane.
GCCUCGCCAUGGGAUCAUGGGAUCUAGGUACGAGAUUGGACUUUUAUGUUGACUCACGAUGUCUCACGAUACAAUAUGGCAGCAGCAAUCGAGGAAACCUGCGGUCUUUCCUUCCCAAUAGUAGUGAAAUACGCAUAAAUGAUUGGCUCACGACCCAUCAGAACGAGGCUAGCGUAACUUAUCACUGACCUGCUGUACACUGGACAACAGUAUUUUGUCUGUCGUUACACGAGGGCGCCGUAUUAUGCGAGGUUGCUAAGAGACAUUGCUGGCACAUUUGACUCAAACAUUACGUAAACUGGAAUCAAAUAUCAUAUUCCUAUUGUCGAAACAGCUGUCUCAUUUCGCGCAUUCAUUUCUUAGACAAACAUAUGCUCACUAGACUGUUUUAUCGAGCCAAAUUCUGAGACAUAAUUGGUAUGAUAUAGCAAAUUGAAGUAUUUCUGACAUCGAGAGAGAGUUCACUUUGGUUGUUUGGAAAUCGGUGUUGCAACUUUCGGAAACCGCAAAGACGACGCCGACUGCGGGUAUCAUUAAAAGGGUUUUCUAAAUUAUUAUUGAAAUUUACAAGCUAUUUACAGUUGCCUGUUUUGUGCUACGUUUUAAACUGCGAAAGUAGAAAGAUGAUCAAAACCCAUGCCCUGGUUUGAACAGGCAUUGACGAUGUAAAGACGAGAAAGACAUUUUUGGCGUGAAUAAAGAUAAGUAGUCCUCUUGAAAUAACCGUCUUCGGUAUACGAUUAACUUUGUUUUGUAUUUCAACAACACAAAGUUGUAUCUAAGAUCUUUCGCGGGAGGGAAACACAGGCGUGAGAGCAUCUCGAGGGGGAAAACGUUAAAACAACAAUUGUACAAAUCACGCACAAAUAUUGUAGGCUCGCCCUCAAAGUUAAUCCUCAACACGGAUUAAAGUUCAGAUAUUGGCCACAGUGUGGAAUUGCAUCUCGUGAGAGUUCGGGAUAGAAAAAUUCGAUUAUCGUACGCCAUAUCAUUGCAGGACAGUCAGGACAGGUCUGUACAACGCGUCGCCGGGAACAUCGCGUGUCUUGUACAGACACAUGCGGAGCUGAAACCGAGCCACCGGUUAUAUUUUCGUAAGAGUAAAGAAACCCAAACAAAAAGCACACAUAAUUACUGUCGUUAGGCAACUUCAAGUGGGAAUCCAUUAAAACGAAUGGAAUUUUAGACAAGCAAUACUAGAAGAAGGUAUAUCGUGGAGUUAUAGUUACAUAUUAAACUACGGGAAUUUCUUCUACUUGAAAUUGGAAAAUUCUAAGGAAUUACAGACAUCAGUUUCUACAGACGUAUUCGCAAACUACACGUAGUGGCCGGAUCAUUGCGGGAGUCAUUAAUACAGCACAAAGACAGGGAUUUGUAUCAAAGGAUAGAUGACGCAGAAAAAUUUGCUGGAAAAAUAAAGGAUAUAUCUUCAUAUAAACUGUCUUUACUAAUAUACAUCGCGUUUAUAUAGAGUACACAAAUUGACCGGGUACUCAGAGCAGAUCUUUCAUCGUUGGACUUUCAAACAAACACUGCCGGUGAUAUUUAUAUACAAAUAUACUGAAAGAAUCGCUAGUUCCUCCUGUUUAUAACUAUUCAAUAUUGAACUCCCAAUAAACAUAUUGAAUAGUUCAAAAUUGUUUUAUAUCUUGUUCACAUUUGAAGCGACAUUUCACCAACAGUAAAGAAAAACUUGUCCAGCUUUUGAUAAAAUUCGAAAAAUGCCUGCAUCGACUCGACGCGUUCAGGUCGCUCCGGCUCAGAAUGGCGCCGAACGGUCUCACAAGGAACCGUCCCAUCCCAGACACGAGUUGCGCACAUCUCGUUGCGUCAAAUACACGAUGUUUUUUAAAAACAUGUUCUUUCUGUUGUGUGGCGUUUUCGUCGGCGCUAUCGGAAUAAUCGCCCUUCAAGAAAAGGGGAAACUCCACGGGCAGUUCGACGGUCUUUUCCUUGACCCGGCUGCCAUCAUGCUCAGCGUGGGUAUUGUGAUAUUCGUCGUGUCCUUUUGCGGGGCUCUGGGGGCAUUGCGAGAAAACAAAUGCCUCCUGAGGUUCUUCUAUGCAUGUCUGAUACUCAUCAUUCUGCUUCAACUGUCCAUUGGCCUUGCCGCCUACUUCGCGAAGAACACGAUUAAAGGAAAAAUCGACAACGUUUUCCAAAAAGCGAUCGUCGAAUAUCAGGACGACCCGGAUUUGCAGUCCCUAAUCGACUACAUACAAUUUGAGUUGAAGUGUUGUGGUUCCACAGAACCAAAGGAUUGGAACUCGAACCCUUACUUCAAAUGCAACAACGAAAGCAUAUCGGGUACCAGUGACAUCGGCAGCGCAUGUUCUGUGCCUCAUUCCUGCUGCAGUACGGAUAAGCUAAAUAGGAUGUGCGGAUUCGGGGUGUUUACAAAAAAAGGUGAAAUCGAGGGACGCGAGAAGAAAAUUUACACCACUGGCUGUCUGGAAGCGUUGGAAACUUGGUUUAAGGAUCAUGUCAUGUACGCUGGGAUUGUUUGCGGGGUCCUGCUGGUGUUGCAAGCGAUCUCGGUCAAGCUUGCGUUCCGGAUGAUUUCGGAUAUUGAUGAGAUCAUUAAGUACCGCGACAGAUAAUGAUGAUAUUAUGAUGUAAAUAGUUAGCGCAGGUAUUUGUGUGACUGACCAAUGGGGUUACUGUACGACAUCAUAGGAACAUUGGGGGUAUUGAGGAUUAUGGUUAACAGCAUGUAUUUACUUGUAUGUGGUAGCAAAUGUAGAUGGAAUAUUUCAUUAUUUUCCAAUUCCAUGUGAAAUACAUAGGUAUCAAAGUGUUGCCCUCCAAAUUUACUAAAAAAUUCCCAUGUAUUAUACGUUCCCUAUAGAGAAUGUUAUAUAGAGCAAUAUGUAUUCAAUAGCAGGGCUAUAUUAUAAACUACCAUAUAUUUUGUCAGUGUUUUUUAGGCUUUUAAUAACCUAUGUUUAGGAAGCUUAUGCUGGAUCAGCAGCAGAUGUUAGCCUAUAUAAAUGAAAUUAUGCAUUUGUAUAACUAGAGUUCAUAAUAUAUUUUGUAUUUUCAUAUGUAUGUAUAGUAUAAAAUUAUCUAGAUUAAAAUGUGAUUAUGGA